Molecule: messenger RNA, 2072 nt
Organism: Scatophagus argus
Lineage: Eukaryota; Metazoa; Chordata; Actinopteri; Scatophagidae
Gene: gcgrb
Product: glucagon receptor b
Exons: 14
Coding region: 381-1982 (533 amino acids)
Biological process (GO): adenylate cyclase-activating G protein-coupled receptor signaling pathway; cell surface receptor signaling pathway
Cellular component (GO): plasma membrane
Molecular function (GO): glucagon receptor activity; peptide hormone binding; gastric inhibitory peptide receptor activity
Source: RefSeq, a predicted model, not a curated record
GAGAUUUAAUUAUAAUAGAAAUAGAGAAAAAAACCCCAAAACAAACAAAACUAAACUAAACAAAAAAAGAAAGUAAGCCUUGACAGAAGCCUAGCUGGACACGCUCAAAGAACAAGUCCAGUCUUCCUUCCUUUCUUUCUUUUUUCUUUCUUUCUUUCUUUCUGUCAUUUCUCUGUGUUUGGCCUCGGUGAUGUGUUGGCGGUGCUCUCUGGACCGUAGCCCCUUGCAGUGAUGGACCGGGCCGGGAGAUGAGCAGCGGGCGGUGUGGGGGUGCCAGGGGCGCAAGAGGAGGUCUGGCCACACGGUGAGAUAGGCCUCAUGUGUUGGGCCUCCUCUGUGUUCUGGUCCCCACCAACCCUCAUCCUCCCAGCAUCAGUGGGAUGUCCCAGGUGUGUCUCCUCUUGGUCUUGCUUAUGCUCUGCAGCUGCACAAAGGUCUCCUCUACUAACUCCCUGGAGCUUGUGAAGGAGCAGUGGAACAGCUACAAAACCCAGUGCCUGGACUACCUCAACAGUACGGCCCCUACCACAGGGCUGGUGUGUAACAGGACCUUCGACCUGUACGCCUGCUGGCCUGAUGGACUCCCAGGCACAACUGUCAAUGUUUCGUGCCCAUGGUUCCUGCCAUGGUACAGUAAAGUUCAGCACGGUCUGGUCUACAGAGUCUGCAAGGAAAAUGGUGAAUGGGCACGGAAGAACACCAGUGAAUGUGAGGACGAUCCUGGUGAGCAGCAGUAUGGCCGCAUACUGAAUCAGUUACGGAUCAUGUAUACAGUGGGCUACUCGCUUUCCCUUGGAGCUCUGCUGCUGGCACUGGGAAUCCUCAUCACCUUCAGGAAGCUCCACUGUAUGAGGAAUAACAUCCACAUGAACCUGUUUGCCUCCUUCAUCCUGAGAGCCGUGUCCAUCCUGGUUAAAGAUGCUCUGCUAACCCUUACACUGGACCCCAGGAGCAGCAGCGACACCCGGACACAAGCCUCCAUUAAUAUACCGGCUGUGACAUGGUGCCGCGGUGCCAUGGUGAUGAUGCAGUACAGCGUGAUGGCCAACAACUAUUGGCUUCUGGUGGAAGGCAUCUACCUGCACAGCCUGCUGGUCAUCACUGUGUUCAGUGAGAGGAAGUACUUCUACAUUUACCUGGCCAUUGGCUGGGGUGCACCACUCAUAUUCGUAUUGCCGUGGAUCACAGUGAAAUAUCUGUAUGAGAAUGAAGAGUGCUGGGAGAGAAAUAUUAACAUGGGAUAUUGGUGGAUCAUCCGUUCUCCGAUACUGUUUGCUUAUCUGAUUAACUUCUUCAUAUUCAUCAGAAUUAUCAAAAUCCUGAUGUCUAAACUAAGAGCUCAUCAGAUGAGAUACACUGACUACAAGUUCAGAUUAGCAAAAUCCACUCUGACUCUCAUUCCCCUGCUUGGGAUUCACGCCAUCCUCUUCACUUUCGUCAUCGACGAGUCCGUCCCUAAAGGCUCCAUGCUGCGUCUCAUUCGCCUCUUCUGUGACCUGCUGUUUAACUCUUUCCAGGGCCUGCUGGUUGCCAUCCUGUACUGCUUUGUCAACAAAGAGGUGCAGUCAGAGAUGCUGAAAAAGUGGAAGAGGUGGAAGCUGGGCAAGGACAUUGAGGAGGAGUAUCGACACACCCACAGCCACACGCCGCACAUCAAGAGUGGCAGCAUCGCCACCGGCAAUCUGCCAUAUCUCCACGAUAACAAUGCCAGCGACCCCAGUGGCGAUUCGCCUCGCCUCGACAAAGCUGACAGAGGGCCCUCAUGCUCCGCCGCACCAGAGGAGAACCGGCGACUGGUCGUCUCCUACAGCAACGGGAUGGGGAAAGGCAAACCCGCCAGAAGCAGACGCACCCUGCAAUUCUCUUUCCUGCCACACAGAGGCUCCGCCAGUCAUGUCAGCACUGCCACAGGGGACAUGUGUGUGGAGGAGAAGGCGCAGUGCCGCAGAUACCAUCUGGAAGGAGAGGAGACUAACGUCUGAGGGCAACCGCUCUGAGCCCUCAUCAUGAAAGCUCUCCCUGACUGUGCUUAUCGUUGUUUCAGAUCAAUGUCUGUCACGCGCCAACAAGAA